Perkinsus marinus ATCC 50983 is the source of this 2505-nucleotide messenger RNA. RefSeq names its product cd36 antigen, putative. Gene Ontology annotation, molecular function: scavenger receptor activity. The transcript has 3 exons. The coding region runs from base 25 to 2505 and encodes 826 amino acids. The record is from RefSeq and is a predicted model, not a curated record. Gene Ontology annotation, cellular component: membrane; cytoplasm. Lineage: Eukaryota; Perkinsozoa; Perkinsida; Perkinsidae.
AGUGCUUUUGAUAUCCACAGUAGCAUGAGCAAAGCUGCAUGGUAUACUUGUUGGGGGCGCUGCCCUUUACGAUGUCAUCCUUGGGUCUACUUCGUACUAGCCAUAGUAUGUCUCGUAAUUGCCAUUGUGGCAAUUGUCUUCGCCAUCUUGUCUAAGACCUUAUUCGAAGCCCAAUUGAUCGAUGGUAUCGACAAAGCGCGUUUCAUUGACAACACAUUUCAGACGACAGACUGUUCCAAUAUGUUUGUUGGUGAUGCCACGUGCUCUGGUCUGGCCUAUCAGGCCUGGUUGGUCAACUCUUCCAAGGCCCGAGAUAUCUGUCUCAGCUCUAGCACUCCUGCAACUAAACCAUUGGCAUCGGCCUCUGGUUGGUGUGAUGCUAGCAAGGACGGUUGCUCCAAGCCCGAGGACUGCCUCAGGGGUAUGCCUCAUGACUUCUACGCUUUCAACGUUACCAACCCUGCAGAGGUCCUCAGGGAUGGCGCCAAGCCCAUUGUGCAAGAGCUACCUCCCAUACAUGCUGCUCAGACUCAAGAGCGUAUUGAGGCCUCGGUUGAUGUCGAUAAGUGGAACAAGGAAGGUAUAGCCCAUUGGAAUGAGACUAACACUUUCGUCUUUGCUGAUAAGGAUGAGACUGAUAGGUUGCAGCAGAAGGUCUUUGUCCCUCACGUAGCUUUGCUAAGUACAGUCACUCAAAGUGGGCAGGAGGUGAAUACCAUGGAAGUUCUCCAGAUGCUGGGUUUAUGCGGUACAUAUCAACGAUUGACGAAUCUGGUCAUUACUCUGGUCAAGACUGCUCCCGUAGUUGAGGGCAUAAUCAACAACACUUUUGGGAAUACGAGGAACGCGAUGCGUGCUCAGUAUUUCGAUGCCGGUUUGACGAGGUUGUUGGGGAAUCAAGAAAUAGAUGUGGAGGCCAUUGGACCUCAGCUGAAGAGUAUCGUACCGACGUUGGACCUGUCGAUGCUCCCACCAGCUACCAUGGCUAUCGACUACUUUGCUUAUGCGUUUGGUUGCGUCACCAAGCAAGACGCCAAUCAUAGCUGCAAGUUCAACCCUGACAGUGGCGCAGAUGUUGACCUUGAGAAGGAAAUCCUCGCUACUUUCUCGGAGGACGCUAAGACGAGGAUAUUCAAUUAUAUCAUGGACACUGACUUCACGGAUAACAACAGUGCUGUGCUCCAGUUGCUACUCCUGUUGAAAGGGUUCCUAACGCCACCCGAGGCGGCUGCUUGGAGCGCUCAUUUGAACUAUGCUGGCUCCUAUGGUCUGUCCAACUACGACACUAUGAGGUUCUCUCUCUUCCCAUAUGCUAAUAAGAGCAGUUCAUUGUACGAUCCUGACUACGAGUUCUAUCCAAGGUUCAUCAGGAUGACGAUUGCACAAAUGGUAGGUUGGGACAACCAGGCGUUCCCAGACAGGUUUACGGGUCAGCCUAUUACUCUUGGUUUCGCCAGGCCGGUAACUAACGGUCCUCCUACCGAGCAGUACCGUAGUAGUAAGAUACCUGAUUGGAAGGGGUUGAGCUACUUCAAGAUGUAUAAUGGCCAGACUCAGAACUGUGCCUUCGACCGUGACUGCAUGGCGCAGGCUUCGUUUGCGCAAAAUGGCACGUGCGUGGCUAACGAUAUGUGUACACCUAACUACGCUGCUGGUUGGGACGCUAAGUUUGUCCCUGGUACGUUGAAUGGUAAGGGGACGGACGAAUUCCACCAGGUGAAUGCUGAAGCCCGGCUCUUCGUUGGCCAAAUAUUCUCAGCCGCGACCCUUAAGAACAUCGAGCCCGACUCUGACUGGAGAGGCAUUAAAAUUGACAGGUGGACUCUCAAAGAUAUCGAUUUUCGUGUGGAGAACUGUGAUGGUUCCGAGCCUGGAAACUCGGCCGGAAUCGAUUGCGAUUCCCCCCGUGGGACACUUAAUCUUGGGUAUUUUUCCUCUCCUACUCCCGCUACAGUUCGGGUACCGGUUUAUGCCUCUCUGCCACACUUCACGUUGAUUCCUGGAACCUCUUCCCGUGAUAACUAUCAUCCUGGCGAAAGGGUUUCUAUCGUAUCUUGUACUGGUGACUCUGACUGUCAGGGGACGAGAGAAUUCACAGUUGACAUUUUUACGGAGCCGUUGACUGGCGCUCUACUUAAUGGUCAGCAAAGACUGCAGCUGAACGUUGCCUUCCCCCCAACAGCUAAUGGUCAGACCGGCAACAUGACUGACGGGCUCCUCUUGCCGGCUUUCUGGUUGAAUAAACACCAGACGGCUUUUGGAUUCCAGAUUGACGCUGUUAAGACACUCCAGUCUGGCCCUACUCUUUUUAACAUUCUCUUUGGUAUCUUGCUCGCUGUGGGUAUAGUAUUACUUAUCGCUGCUGUCAUACUGGCAUUACUUGGCUGGCGAAGGAGGAAGAUACUUCGUGAGAUGUCUUUAGGAGUAGGCGGUGUGAAGCCGAGCGUUGAAGUUAUCAGUCGCCAAGCUCUUGGUAUCACCCUUGACAUCGUUGCGGAACAAUGA